Molecule: messenger RNA, 876 nt
Organism: Symbiodinium natans
Lineage: Eukaryota; Dinophyceae; Suessiales; Symbiodiniaceae
Source: the annotation of a GenBank genome assembly
AUGUCCCGCAUCGUUGCAGCUCUUUGCGCAGCCUUCGUCCUUAGCUCUGCAGAGAGCGCCCCAGCGGCAACAGAAGAGGUGGGGCGGGAUGUCAUGGCCAAGAUGCUCGAACCGGCAGCGGCAGCAGCAUCAGCAGCAGCAGAGGCGAACGUGGAUGCCACGCCGGAGAAGGACGUCUCAGCAUCAGCAUCAGCAUCUGCGCCCAUGGCCGAUCAAGUCGCCGCUGUCGUGAAGAACAUGGAUGCACAGAUGGCGCAAGCCCAGGCUCUGAUCGAUGCCUCCAUGGCUAAGCUCGAUACUAUUGCCGCGCAGAUUCCUACGAUUCCGGGGCAGAUAGCGGCAGCUCAGGCUGUGAACAACGCGGCACAGGUGAAGAGCCUCGAGCAGCAGGGGGGGCAGCUUGCAAAGUCCCUGUGUGUCGCAGCUUCGGAGUUCAAGCAGGGUGAAGAGUUGGCGAAGGUACUGACUACCGGCGUCGAGCACACGAUGACUCACUUGGCCUCCCACGUGCUCAAGGGUGCAGCGGAUCUUGCGCCGUAUAUGACCCAGCUCAAGGCCACGGCGAUGAGGGGCGAGGAGCUCGCUGCCAAGGCAAAGGCUGUCCACCCGAUCGCGGCCGCCUGCCUUCCGCCGAGCCAGCGAGCUAAUGCAGCUAAUGCGAAGGCCGACCCGGCCUCAGCUCCCAUCACCAAGCUCUUCGCCGCCAGGCAGACGCCAGGCCCUGCCACUGCGUUUCACCUGCCCUCGGCUCUGCUCGGCGCCUUCCUCGCCUUCGCCGGCAUGGCCGCCGCCUUCGCGGCUCUGGCUUUCCGCCGUGCCCUCCUCCGCCCCAAGGAUGACCGAUCCUUCGAACUGGUGGGCCGAGAUGUGGCCUAG